CUCCACUCCUCAUUUCAGCACUGACUCCUCGGGGUAGCUUUGGGAUCUAUUGACCACCCAAGGGCUCUGGAGACGACUGCACGCUGGAAGGCCUGGGCGGGUGAAUGCACUGAAGGAUGAGCCUGGUUUGGAAAGUGAUGGCGCUGCUCGUUUUGAGCCUCGCUCUGCUCACCUGUGGAGCUGAAGUGCAGGGGAACGGACAGGGUAAGAAACAAGUACCAGGAAGUUCAACCGUCCAUCUCAGCCAGGACAGAGACAUCUGGAGGCCACUGAUCCACACAACAGUCAACCUCAGCGAGAUCAACAGCAUCAAGUCGUCCUUUGAGUUACGGACAUUUGACCCUGAAGGUGUCAUUUUCUACGGAGACACCAAAAAUGGGGUGGACUGGUUUGUUUUAUCUCUGAAAGACGGCAUCCCUCUGAUGCAGAUCAGCAGAGGAGACAUACUCAUUAGCGUGGCUGGUGGCCCCAAGCUCAACGAUGGGAAAUGGCACACGCUGGAGGUGAGCAACCACGGGAAGUUUGUGAUUCUGGAGGUGGACGGCUCUGAAGGAGUGACGGUGGGCAUGAAGUCCCAACAGGCAGAUGAGGUCAUUUCAGGUGAACUUCGACUGGCCCUCGGUGGGAUCCUGAUCAGCAAGGAAAAGAUGAUAGUUCAGUUUGAGCCGCGAAUGGAUGGCUGUGUGCGGAAAGGCAGCUGGCUGAACAUCAGCACCCCCUGGCAGUCGGAGGUUGAGGACCUCUGGCCUUGCUAUCAGAACAUCCGACCUGGCAGCUACUUUUCUGGCAAAGGAUUUGCCAUUUUCAACACCUCAGUUUUUCUAACUGAGGAAGAUGAUGGGAUCAAGUUUGAAUUGUGGAGCAAUUUCACUCAGAUGGACGGGACUAUUUUGAGCAUCAAGGCUCCUGAACAGGGGCUGAUGUUCACUUUAGUAGCCAAUAAGAACACAAAGGUGGUCACAUUUACUCGCGGGAAAGAAAAAACCUAUAUGCGUAACACUUUGAGGAGACUGCUGAUAAAGUUUAGCGAGGAUUCACUGCUCCUGGUUAUAGAGGAAAGUGAACUUGACAGCACCAGCACGACCAUCAUGCCAAUGAACCACCCUGGGUAUCUGACAACUUGGAGAAAGAGCCGUCUUACCGUUGGAGGUCUUUUGGGUGAAGGUGAGGACAGUGUCGGCUCCCAGUUCUUGACAGGCUGCCUGGAGAAGAUACAGAUCCAAGGGAGGGAUUUGGAUCUGGAUUUAGCUGUCAAACACAUGUCUGUCUCCUCUCACAGCUGCCCUGCGUAGAACACGAAAGCAUGCUGUACACGGACUAAAUGUUUGCAUUUAUUCCAGUGCCAAUGGGUCCAAAUGACACAAAAACACAAUGGAUAUAAUGAGCUGAAAUCCCUGCCACAUGAUAAGAAACAGUAUAUUUUCCUCUGCAGAGCAUCACUCAUUGUAUUCUUCAUUCUGUCUGCAGAUGUAAUGCUAGGACCAAAUGACCUCUAAAUCAUUUACAAUUAAAAUCUGAUGCUUUUAAAUAAAUGCUUUCACCACUUAACAAUUUAGAACUCAAUAAAUCUGAAAAAUGUGAGAAAUUCUGUGACCUUGCAAUAUUGUGUUUCCAAAAACCGUAUUGUUCUCCUUAAAGUGACUCUAUAAGAACAUUAAUUUUACUGCAAAAUGUAUUCUAACGUGGUUUGAGGUGAUGAAGUCCCUGCGACUGACUAGGAAGGGUAGAGGCUGAGUAGAGUUUGAGUAGGACAGAGGGUUUAGGACGUGGAAUUUGCUCCCUCUAGUGGAUUAUUAAAAAUGUUAAAUUCA
Messenger RNA from Stegastes partitus (bicolor damselfish), 1811 nucleotides. RefSeq names its product sex hormone-binding globulin (gene shbg). The record is from RefSeq and is a predicted model, not a curated record. The coding region runs from base 117 to 1292 and encodes 391 amino acids. The transcript has 8 exons. NCBI's taxonomy places the organism in Eukaryota, Metazoa, Chordata, Actinopteri, Pomacentridae. Gene Ontology annotation, molecular function: steroid binding.